AUGGUACUCUACGGCUACGAUGCAUCCGUUUAUAAUUCCGUCCAAGGGUCUGCGAACUGGGUGGCCUACUUCAAUGACCCCGGCCCAAAUAUGAUCGGAGCAGUCAACACAGCCUACACCGUUGGAGCAAUUUUUGGAGGAUUCUUCCUAGGAGGCCCAAUUGCAGACUUUCUCGGCCGCAAAUUCGGUAUGGGAACGGGUUGUGUCAUGGUGGUUGUGGCGACGUUCAUGCAGACAUUCGCACCACGGCAUAAUAUUGGAUGUUUCAUUGCUGGCAGAUGUAUCAUUGGUAUUGGGCAGGGUGUUGCUUUGACGUCCGGGCCAAUCUAUAUUGGUGAGCUAGCGCCAGCCGAGAUUCGUGGAAAGAUCAUGACUUUCUGGCAAAUGUUCUAUUCUGUUGGGUCCUUUAUCUGUUUCUGGGUCAAUUAUGGCUGUACAGAACACAAGGAGAAUUUGGGGGAAUGGGACUGGAAGAUGGUUGUCAUGUUCCAACUUCUUGUUCCAGUUCUGAUCCUUGCACUUCUGCCAACCAUUCCUGACUCUCCACGAUGGUAUAUCAAACGGGGUAAUAAUAUCGAUAAGGCCCGUGCUGCUUUAUUUAAAGUGCGAGACACGGAAGAAGAAGUCGAACAGGAGUUGCUGAUGAUCCGUGAAGCUCUCGAGUACGAAAAGGAGGCCAUCUCAAGUACUUACUCUGCUCUGUGGAAGGAUAAAUCCCUCCGCAAGCGAAUGAUUCUGGCGUUUAUUGUCAACGCUGGUCAACAGAUAACCGGUCAGGGCACCCUUAACACAUACUCUACGAAAAUCUACCAGAAGGUGUUCACCAGCGCUGGACAGAUUGCUCUCAUCAACGCCCUUAAUGCUACCUUCGGUAUUUUAUUCACGCUGAAUGCCGUGUGGAUCAUUGAUCGAUUUGGACGAAAGUUCCUAUUGAUUAUUGGUGGCAUUGGCAUGGGAAUAUGUAUGAUCAUCGUCGCCGCUGUCGAAACAGAGACACCCUCACCUGGCGGCGCAAAAACACAAUCUGUCGGCAUAUCUAUCGUGUUUUUGCUAUUCUUGUUUAUUUUCUUCUACAAACCAUCUUGGGGCGCCACCGUUUGGAUCUGGACAUCCGAAAUCUUCUCCAUGAACGUCCGCGCGCAAGCGGUUGGAAUGGCUUCGCAGACCCAAAACGUCGCCAAUACCAUCUUCCAGCAAUUCUUCCCCAUAUUCCUCGAUAACUGCGGGUUUUAUGCCUUCUACAUGUUUGCGGGUAUCAACUUCCUCCUUGCUAUCUUUACGAUUUUCUUCAUUCCAGAGACCAAGAAGGUUUCGCUGGAAGAAAUCGACGCUCUAUUUGGUGGCAGUAACCAUGUUACCGGUGGUGGAGAGCUGGUUAGCAAUGAGAAGCAGGCGCAUAUCAGUGCAACGGAGAAGUCAGAUGAAGUUAUGAUUGAGAAUGCGGAUCUUAAGCGGUGA
Molecule: messenger RNA, 1458 nt
Organism: Aspergillus wentii DTO 134E9
Lineage: Eukaryota; Fungi; Ascomycota; Eurotiomycetes; Eurotiales; Aspergillaceae
Product: putative MFS sugar transporter
Exons: 3
Coding region: 1-1458 (485 amino acids)
Biological process (GO): carbohydrate transport; transmembrane transport
Cellular component (GO): membrane
Molecular function (GO): carbohydrate:proton symporter activity
Source: RefSeq, a predicted model, not a curated record